CCGAACGUACCCCCUAGUUACCGUCGUCGUGGAGUAGCGUGAACCAGGAAUUGUUGUUCUUUGUACAUGGAACGUAAACAGAUUUGGGAAUGAACUGCAGUUCAGAAAAGCUGCUGGAAAAUUCAUUCCUACAUCAGAAAUUCAGAUCUCCUCCCCCAAAGCCACCUCGCCGUAGACUUUCUGAGCAACUAGUCUCAGAUAAACCAGCUGCAGGUGAACUGAAGCAUGGUGAUGGAUACCAUCUUCAAAGUAUAGACUCUCAUAAAAAUGCAUCUUUGCCUGCUAACUGGACUACGGAUUUUGGGCAUCUCAUAGCAGAAAAAUGUUUUCUCAGUACGAGUCCUUACAAUUCUUCAAGAUACCAAAAAAAGUCGCUGUUUGAUAAAUUUCCUCUUGAAAGUCAAUGUGAGAGAAAUGUUCUUAAUGUGGAAAAUACAAAUGACUUACAUAAAAAUGCUAAUGAAUAUCCUUGUUUUCCUCAGCCCCAAAAAAAGGAAAUGGCUCUUUUAAGGACUCCUUUAAGAAACUGUACAGAAAAUAUGAAAAAACAACUAAGCUCUAUUGUUCAGAAAAAUAAAAAUGGCGUACUGAAUUUCAACCCUCAUCACUCUAAAUCUCAUUAUCGUCAUCACAGUGAUCCAUUGCUACCUUGUUUCAGUCAAGAGUUGAAACAUGAUUCUGACACGUUUGAUUGUCAUAAGUCUUUUGUAGUGAGGCAACAAAAUGAAUUACAAAAUGAAACAAAUACACAAUCAAAUGCAUGCUUGGCAUGCAAAGAAAUUAAUUGUUUGCUAGAAGAAACAAGAAUAUUGAAGGAAAUCAAUGAUAAGUUAUGGCAAAAUCUCAUAUCUGUGCAAUCUACACUCGAAAAUAUUCAGAAUGUGUCUUCUUGCACAAGUGGCAAAACUCCAUUUGCAGAAUUUCUUUCUGAAUUUUACUAUGCUCAGAAAGCUAAAGAAUGUGCCAUGGAAGAGAGAUUAAAAGUUGUUAUAGAAGAUAGAAAUUCUGCUUUUCUAGAGAUUGACCACAUGGUGGAAGCAGUGGUUGGCCUACGAUGUGAAGAAUCAGUGGAAAGUGAUGGCCUUGAAAAUUCAUUACAGAGUGCAGGAAAAUGUUCAGAUAAGGAUUUACAAGAAAUUAUGCAAGAGAUUGAGACAGUUGACAAUCCAAUUACUCUUUUGCGAAAACAAAAACAGCUGUUAAGCCAUAUUUAUCGCUCUAAAGAAGCUAAAAAUGAUUUUUUAUCUAAUGAAUUAAGGCUUGUACUUAAGGAAAGAGAUAACCUACAGGAAAAAGUUAAGUCCUUAGAAAUGGAGUUAAAGGACUUAAAACAAUGUAAUGAUCUUAGGCAUAUGGAUCAGAAGCAUUGGGAGGACAGUUUGCUUGAAAUGUUUUGUUACGUAGUUCAACAAAGGAAUUUUAUUCUUUCAAAAAUGGAUAGUAUUCAAAACACUGGUAUUGUUUGUCAGAGGCCUUUUAAAAUUCAGAAACUUAUUUCAACGGAAAAUUAUUCUAGUUCAGAACAUGUAUCACUUUCACAAGGUGGUAGUAUGGUACCAAAGUCUAAUAUCUCCUCUCAUCCCAAUAUAUGUGUACAGAACUGUGACAUUUUUCUGAAAAACCCUAAAAUUUUAAAAGAUGAAGUGACCUUACUAACUAAUGCUUUGGACAUUGAAAUACAUAAAAAUGAAAAAAUUGAAGCCAAAUGUCAAAGGUUAGAAAGACUUGUUCAUGUUCUUCAGAAGAAAAUUGCCUGUAAAAGCUCAGGAAUUUUUGUAUAGAUAAUUAUAUAUUCUCUUUAACUUCUAGUCAUUUGCUGGACUUUUUCCCUAGUCUUCAAAUGAUGAAUAUUUAUAUGUUUUGUACAUAGAAUUUUGUUUCAAUAAAAUAU
Uloborus diversus is the source of this 1891-nucleotide messenger RNA. RefSeq lists its product as uncharacterized. The record is from RefSeq and is a predicted model, not a curated record. Lineage: Eukaryota; Metazoa; Arthropoda; Arachnida; Araneae; Uloboridae. Bases 90 to 1781 code for a protein of 563 amino acids. The transcript has 11 exons.